CAGAAAAAAAAAUAUUUUCUUCCUCUCCAGAUUUGGGAUUUUCCCAAAUCUGGGUUUGUCUCAAGAACUUCAACUCGAAAGCAACGUUUGUUGUCCUCUCCUCUUCCCUUAUGUACACAAACCAAAUGUUCUUCUCUUCGGUUACAAUGUUCAUAAAAGAGUUUCCGUUUCUACCAAUUCCUUUUGUCUUUCGUUUUACGCGUCCCUGCGACGCUAACCCUAGACGAUGAAGUUCGUUCUACACCGAUCAACAACUCUGCUAUUUUUCGAUGUCCAAGGAGCCAAGUCACUGUUCUUAGUUUCCCCAAGAUCUUGAACUCUCCUGAUCUGUAAAUCUUUCACCUAUCUUUGGUAACAAUUUUGAGAAAAACCCAGAUCUGGGUUUUUCUCAAACCCAGAUCUGGGUUUUAUCACAGACGUUCCCAAUGUUGCUUUGCCUCUGCUUUAUUGUCACUUUCUUUAUCAUCCAUUUGGUUCUUGAUUCCUUUUGGCAGGUUGUAGGAUUAGGCUUUCGAUAACCAAUUCCAGUUGUUUGAUACAACAAGCUCAGAUGGAACUUCGGUGGUGUCGUCGAAGAGUUCUAUGCUCGAUUCACUUCUUUGCUAGAGUUUUCUCAAACUUCUGGUGAUCUUUCCUCAUCAACAAAUUCCUACUGUACGCCAUUGCCUACUUUUAUUUGGGUUUGAGAAAUUGAAGAGUCUGCUUGAUUCACUUCUUUGCUUGAGUCCACGUGAUGCAGUGCUCAAAACUGUUAUUUUGUGGUUAUGUUGUUUGGAAUUUGUUGUGGCAGAGAUGCUCUUUAUAAGAUCUGGGUUUGAGAAAGGAUAAGAAAAAACCUCAUGUCGGCGCAGAUGAAGAAGAUUGCCUCUUUUCUCGCUCAUGUCGGCGCCAAAACUUCUUGUGAAUAGUGUAUUUCUAUUUUGAAUUUGAUCCAUUAUGAAGUUCAGUGCGCAUUUAGCUAGAUCUGGCAACUCUUAGGUAUAGAAAUUCUGUUUGGCUGCUAGGAAAGUGGUAGGAACUGAGAAAAAUUAUUAUUUGAUUCUGGGAUUUUUUUGGCCACAAUUUUUAUUUCCUAAAUAGCUCUCUUAAGAUCAAUCAUUUUAGAUUUGGUAAAUGGGAUGAUCUUGCAAAUAUUAAUGGUCUGUCUAAUCUAUUGUUUCCAUUGUAUCUGGUAAGAAUGGAUUAUGGAUUUGAUACCUUCAAUUGCUUGUUCAAUCCUAAAACCCAGAUCUGGGUUUAAGAGAGGAAGAAGAAGGGAGAAAAGAGAGAGAGAGAAAGAAUACGAAGAAGAAAGAAGAAGGACGAGCAAAGAAAGAUAGGUGGAAAGGAGGAAGAAGAUGAAGUUUGAGAGAGAACCCAGAUCUAGGUUUACAGAGGUAAGGGAAAAGGAAAGCCAUUUCAAGAGACUAACUGAUCAUGUCGGGCUUAGGAGUGACUGUAGUAGUGAAGUGUAUGCAUCGGGGUUUUGGUGGAAACAGAAUCGGGACUUGUUUCGAUGGGAUUGUCCUCAAAUAAAAAGAAGGAAAAAGUCUCAUAGUAGAAACUUAUAGAUUCUGCUGCACUUAUUUGGACCACUGUUGGUCCGAAUAAGUUUCCGGACCAAUAGCUUAUUCGGACCAACAGUGGUCUAAAUAAGUGCAACAUCACAUU
Rubroshorea leprosula is the source of this 1650-nucleotide messenger RNA. The record is from the annotation of a GenBank genome assembly. Lineage: Eukaryota; Viridiplantae; Streptophyta; Magnoliopsida; Malvales; Dipterocarpaceae.